Fukomys damarensis (Damara mole-rat) is the source of this 11038-nucleotide messenger RNA. RefSeq names its product tRNA methyltransferase 44 homolog (gene Trmt44). Gene Ontology annotation, biological process: tRNA methylation. NCBI's taxonomy places the organism in Eukaryota, Metazoa, Chordata, Mammalia, Rodentia, Bathyergidae. The transcript is spliced from 11 exons. The record is from RefSeq and is a predicted model, not a curated record. Bases 781 to 3042 code for a protein of 753 amino acids. Gene Ontology annotation, molecular function: tRNA (uridine) methyltransferase activity; metal ion binding.
UCCUUUAGAAACAAGCCACUUCACACUUCCUCAGACUGAGGACACAGCUGCCACCCUCUCUUCUCCUCAGACCAGAUCAGAUACUGGCCCCAACAAGCCAAAAUCGAAUUUCUCUUCCACCGAGCGAGAAGAGAAUGGAGACAGUGGCGGCAGUACGAACCGCCUCCAUCUCCCCGGGACCAGUUUUGAAAAGCCUUUUUUCUUCUCCCAAACUAAAUGGCCUUCUGCGGCCAGUAACUCUCUUAUCUGCAAUAAGUCUCUCUUCACGGUUGGGCGUACUGGCUCUGCGCGCACCCAGGAGCGAGGCUUACGAGAACGUUCACCUGGGGGGGGGGCGUUCAUAAAGGUCCCAAGGGAUCGAGCCUCCUGAUGAAACAUCCCGGCUGUGCUCACACUAAGGACUUUCUAGCCCAACUCGCCCAUAAGAAAAGCAACUCGAAAUCAUGUGGAGACAAGAAGAGGCGCUUUUCUAAGAGGCCCAGUCAGUAAUCCAUGCUGGAGCGGAAGGGUUUCAGGCACCCCGAGGAAAGUGAAUGAGUCCGUAACUACACCGCCUCCAGUCUCUUGAAAAACUCAGCUGUGACCACAGUACUUUUAGACACCCACGGAAAAUUACGUUAAACAGCCAAAAAUCGUAACAGAAACCACAGACUGAGCAGCGGAUAACGCCACACACAUCCGUCACUUCCGUUUCCGACCAAGCCACGCCCACGACGUCACGUUCCGCCGGAAAGUGCGUCAUCAACCGCGACGCAGCCUGGGUGUUUGCUGCCGUGGACCAUGGCGGAAGUCGGCCGAAGGAAGGUGUGCGACCCGGGCGCGCUGCUCCCUGGGGGUUUCUGGGCAGCGGUGGCAGUGUGGCUGGAGAGGCCGCAGGUGGCCAACAAGCGGCUGUGCGGCGCCCGCCUGGAGGCCCGCCGGAGCGCCACUUUGCCCCGGGCCGAGGCCCGCAGUCCUAGGCUGAGCCCAGGCCCCGAGCAGGAGCGAGGAGCGGCCUCAAGCGGACCCCAGCAGGGACCCGAACCUGGUCGGAGUUCUGUCGAGGGGCAUCCCCGUCCCAGGCCGGGAUUAGGACCCGAGGAGGGCACAUCUUGUCGCAGACUUGAAGAGACCCAGGGCCAACGCCAACAGGGGAAGAAGCAGAGAGAAGUAGCCGCAGCACCUGUGCUCGCCGAGCAGCCCUACAGGUCUGGAGGCGGGGGGAAAGACGACCCUGCCGCUGUUCUAGAUUCGCUCUGGGACCGUUUUUCCCGAAGUCUCCUCUGUGGCCGUCCGGAGAUGCUGUCAUUCCUCACGCGCUCCACAGCAGGAUCGCAGUCAAAGGCACCUCGCAAGCUCGACCUGGUCCUCAGAACUGUCAUCCCGAAAACGAGCACGCAUUCCUUGGUUACAGCUCCGAGGAGAGAAAUGGUCGUGCAGGAUGUCCCCAAUGGAACGGUAACUUUCUUUCCUCUGGAAGAAGAUGAUGAGGGGAAUGUAGAGGUUAAGAUGAGCAACGUGUAUCAAAUUCAACUCAGUCGCAGCCCCGUGGAAUGGUUCAUAUCUGUUUUGAUUUUCUGUCCAGAGAAGUGGCAUUCGGACGGAGCUAUCUGGCCCCGACCCGCCUGGCUGGGAGAGGAGCUGCUGGGCAGGCUGGCCCGGUGGUGCGUGGCCCACAAGAAGAGUGAGUUCAGAAGCACCCUCUCCCUCGUCUCCAUCGAGAGGUACAGUGUGCUGUACCAGGAGCUCAAGGAGAAGUACAGAGACAUGGUUAAGGUGUGGCCCGAGGUAACUGACCCUGAAAAGUUUGUAUACGAAGAUGUGGCUAUUGCUGCGUACCUGCUGAUCCUGUGGGAAGAGGAGCGAGCCGAGAGGGGCGUGAGCACCCCACAGGCCUUUGUGGACUUGGGGUGUGGGAACGGCCUCCUGGUCCACAUCCUGUGCAGUGAAGGGCAUCCAGGUAGAGGGAUCGAUGUGCGAAGAAGGAAAAUCUGGGACAUGUAUGGACCCCACACGCAGCUCGAGGAGGGUGCCAUCGCCCCGAGCGACCGGACCCUCUUCCCUGCCGCGGACUGGCUGAUCGGGAACCACUCUGACGAGCUCACGCCCUGGAUCCCUGUCAUUGCGGCCCGGUCUUCCUACCACUGCCGGUUCUUUGUGCUGCCCUGCUGCUUCUUUGACUUCGCCGGCAGGUACUGCCGCAGGCAGAGCAGGAAGACGCAGUACCGAGAGUACCUGGACUUCAUCCAGGAGGUGGGCGAGGCCUGCGGCUUCCAUGUGGAGGAGGACUGCCUUCGGAUCCCAUCUACCAAGCGGGUCUGCCUCAUCGGGAAAUCCAGGACCUACCUGCCUGGCGCAGAAGUGGGCAUGGAUGAGUGGAGGACGCAGUACAUUCGCAGCCGGCAGGGGCUGGCUGGCGGGGACGCCCCCUGUCCUGUACCCCAGGUCUCUGCCUGCAGUGCCGCUCACCCGGAUGGCAGCAGAGCAGUGGGCACCGGGGUUCGGUGUGACCUGGAGGUCUCGGAGGCCCGGGCCGAGGGACUCUGGCUGCCCACCUUCCAUGCUCGGGAAAAGGCUGUGCCUGUGAGGAACUGUGCCGCCCUCCCUCGAGACUUCAUCAACCAGGUGGUUUUGCAAGUAGCAAACUUGUUGUUAAGCAGAAAGAAGUCACUCACAGGAGGUCCUCAGGAGGGGACUUGCAGGACCUGCAAUGGAGGAGAGAGCCUGUCUUUGGCAGAAGUGGCACAGCAGCUGGACAGGGCGACCCUGCGGAGGCUGAAGAGCGAGUGUGGAGGCCUGCAGACGCUGCUGCGCAACAGCCACCAGGUGUUCAAAGUUCUGGACGGCCGUGUCCACAUCCGGGACUGGAGGCGGGAGCUGCAGAGGACGGGGUGCUCAGAAGCCAAGUGCGGACCACGUUCGGAGGCCUUCAAGACCCGAAUCUGCUGGUUCUUCACGCACCACCCCGAUGGCUGCGUGCUUCCUUCCACCAGCUGCCCGUUUGCCCAUGGGCCCCAGGAGCUGCGCCCGCCCCGGCCCCACAAGAAGAGGCAGGCACCGUGAGCCGCCUUCCGCAGAGCCAGGCCCUCCCGAGGUCGCUGGCCUCCCCGUGCAGGAAGCACGUGCCGUGGGAGUGGCCUCUUGGUGUGGGCGGCGCGGCUCAGCGCGUUUCCCGAGGGGACCUGGAACAGAGCACCCUCCGGGCCUGCCGGGCACCAUUCUCCUGGGCCCUGCCAUGACAGUGAGGCCCAGAGAGCAGGCCAGAGCUGCAGCCCCGCACCUGGUCACUGUGGGCCCAGACUGAGCUCCAGGCUGCCUCCUCCCUGGCGACUCGGCCCCGAGCUGUGCUGGUUGUUGACUUCCAGAAAGAAGCCCUGUGCAUUUCCACUUGAGGUCGUCGCAUGCGCUUGACACUCUGCCGCCUCGUCCUGGGGCCUCCCUGCACGUCUACGUCUGUGCCUGACAAGGGCGGGCUCCAUGUCCCUUGGGGAGGAGGAUCAGCUCGCAGGAGGUUCCGUGAGCUCCUGGCUCUGAGCAGGGCUCCAGGGUCCCCAGAUGGCCCUGUGGGGAGGCCACCACCCUGGGAUUCUUGACUCCCACCUGGCCACUGCUGUCCUCCAGGGACACCUGGUACAGGGUGGCCUUUCGGGAGCAGCCAGGAGGCCUGUGAUGUGGGAGCCCCAGCAGAGAGAUGGAGCGGGCCCUGUGACCCACCAUACCUGGGCCCUCGGCCACCUCACACGGGAAGGACCUGUCCUGGGAGCUGCAGGCCUGUAUCUUGCUGCCUGACUCAUCCAGGCGAUGCCUUCAGGAGCAGCCCAUGCCCCUGGUAUUUAGUCCCUGAGGACGGGUUAUGGGGGACGGAACUGGGUCGCCUUCUCACAGGGCUGCCAUAGGUCCAGGCUGCCAGCCUCUCCAAGUGCGCUGGUGUCCAGCUUGCAGGAGAUGGGGGCCUGAGCCCCAGGGGCCCUGGAGCUGAGGCUCCCAGCACCGUGCAGGGCUGUCCCCAUGUCCGUCUGUUGCUCUUGCCCGCCGUGCACCAGUUCCUAGUGAGGGAGCCUAGGGAGAAUCCCAGCGUUGGGAUUGCAGGUUCACUUUGUCCCUACUGCUGGUGACGUCGGCUGUGGCCGUCAGUCCCGGCUCCUGCUCCCAUGCUUUAGGGUUUGGAGCAGCCAUGUGGGGUGGUGAGUGCUCCCCAGGGAGGCCAAGAUGCCACGGAGAGCUGGGCCUGGCUGCCUGUCACAGAUGGGGGUCAGGGGCAGCAAGUCCCCUCCUCAAGCCACGCUGACCUGCAGCAUCCGAGCCGGAGCCUGGCCAAAGGACAGGAUGAGCUGGAGGAAGGGCUGGUGCUGGCCACGCCCUCCCUGUGAGCAGGGGCUGGGGCUCCUUGCCUGGGCAGUUCUAGCAGCAGAGGCUGAAGCAGAGGGGUCUCCGUCCAACCCCUACUUCCCGGGAAUCGGUGCUCCCGCUCUUCAGGAACCUGGCAGAGCCCCGAGGAGCUAAGAGCAAAGCCGCUGCCAAGCAGGCAGAGGCGAGACCUUGCUCAGAGCCAGCGGGCCUUGCAGCCAGUGGGCGGCGCCACCUCCACACCCAUUUGACCUAGUUUAGCCUUGGGUUCUGGCUGUGUGCGUGCUGGGGCCCCUCGUGACCCGGCAGGGCCAGGGACGCCAGCCAAGUGCUGUGUGUGCGCUUUCCUGGCGGGCGGGAAGCGGGCGCCGGGGCUGGGGGUGUGGAGCCAUCUGGCUCAGGAGCACAGCAGCCAUGUGCCCUGGGCUCCAAAGGGAAGCAGCUGCCGCCUGGCUGGCUCGUCCCUCCCAUCUGUGCCUCUGCCCUGGACCCACAGGGACCCUCUGCAGUGAGGGGGGCUCCCCGAGACAGCGGGGUGUGCACUCUUCAGCGCAGCCAGUGGCAGGCGGCACCUGACAGCGUGUGUCCGUGCCAGCCUCCUGCCUGCUGGGCCCACAGAGCUGGGGUGGAGCCAUGCUUUCCCAGAAGCAGGGCCAACUCCAAGCAGCCAGCCUGGCCCUCCUGUGGGAAACAGCAGGAAGACAGAGGAGUCCCUUGCAGGGGCUGGCAGUGCCCAACCCGCCAAGAAUGCUGCAUCUGAGAGGGGCUCCUGCUGGAGCAGCACAGCCCAGGGCUCUGGACAGUCUUCCCUCCUGCCUUCCCUCCUUUCUGUUUCUUUCCCCUCUCCAUUCUAGGGCAUAUAGGGGGUUGAAAUGGGCUGCUGGGGUCUAGGUCCUGAGGAGCAGUAGGAGGGUGCAGUGGGGUGCACCCGAGACCCUGGGUGUCGGGCUGACCCUGGAGGCGGGUGCUAGGGGAGGUUGGUGCAAGGGGGAGGAUGGACAGUCCCGCAUGGUCAGUCACGGGACCACAGACCCUAGGAGCCCCAGGCACAAGGCAAAAGUGCUACUCGGUUCACGAACUUAGUUUUUCCACUGUGCUGGUCACAGAAUUAAGUUCAUGAACUGAGGAGCCACUGUACUGGAAAAUCAAAAAUAAGUGUCCUUCAGUUAGCACUGUCAGUAAAUAGGCAGCAAAGCCCAAGAGCGGUACGGGGCACGCCUGUGAUCCCGGGUCCUUGGGAGACUGAGGCAGGAGGACUGCAGGUUCAAGGCCAGCCCGUGCAACUUGGGAAGAAGCUGUCUCAGAAAAAGUGGUUUGCAGACUCCUGUGGACAGCAGUCAGAGAAACGGAGCCUUGGAGACAGCUGUAGGACAGAGGUGAGGACGCGGGGCUCUCAGCCUGUUCUGCGUUCGAGACACUACGUGGACUUGGUCAUGCCAGGUGAGGGUCCCGAGAGCAGGAGGGCCCCACAUCAGGCCGGACGUGGCCCGGCGGGCUUCUGCAUGGGGCUGCAGGAGUCCACUCCCUGCUGGCCACUCUGCUGCCACGUCAGCUCCACGUUGGGCUGUGCACUGUGCCUUCCAAAUCCACCAGCAACACGGCAGCUUCCUCGGUGCCGAUUUACUCCUCGCCCUGCCCACCGUGUGCCCAACUGCUAGCUUGCUGCUCCGUUGUCCGUUUAACCUUCCAUCUGCCUAGGGCCCUCCUGUUCGUCCUUCUGCCCUUCCAGAGGCAGCCACCCACCCACCCGGUCACCCGACUGGCCUUCCACUCGUCCAUUUGUCCCCCCAGCCAUCCCCUGCCCAUCCGUCCUCCUGCCAUCCCGGCGUGCCUGCUUGUGCAUUGGUGUAAGUUCACCUAUGAGCACAUGGGGUCGUGUGUGGCACCACACACCCGUGUGCUUGGUUGUAAGGGGUUUUGUCACGGGCUCAACCCUCUGCUGUCAGCCCGUUCGCAGGUGGCAGCGGGGAGGAAGAUGGAUGUGUGGGGAGCAGGGCAGCCUGGAGCCCACGGGGACUGCUGAGUCUAGCUCUCGGUGACAGGGCACCCUGCAGAUGCCGCCCCUCAUCAGCCACUCGGGUGGGAAGCAGGUCCUGGGAAGGGGGCCUCGCAGCUCUGCCAGCCCCACCCGCCCCAGAGCCAGCACAGCCCCCUGGAGCCUGGGACAGGCAUGGCCCUGCCCCGUCCUGCGUGUCUGUCCUCCUGACGGGGCCCUACACGUGGUGUCUGGUUCCUUGUUGGGACGGGGCAGGCCUGGUGUGGGAUGGUCACCCACAGCCCUGCCCAGCUCAUACCUGUCCCCUCUCCCAUGGGGGCUCCCCGGGGCCACAGCUCCCUGGGCAGUGCAGGCCCAGAGUGGACAGUGACUCUAGAUCACAACGCCCUGCUGCUGGCCGGAUCAUCACAUUCUCUGCCCUGGACGUGCAUGCCGGGUGCCGGCCCUGUCCCGUGCAGCUCAUGUUGGGCCUAAUGUGGGUGCGGAGCGCCUUCCGUCACCCCGAGCUCAGUGUGGUGCAGCUGGCCUGAGGACUCAGUUCCCCAUUCUCCCCUUGGGUGGCCAGCAGGCACUCACACCUGUCCCUGCAGGUGGCUCAGCCCUUCUCACUGCUCUGGGUACUGUGGUGAUUUUGGAGGCCGCUCCCCAAGGUUCUCUCCUGCCCGCUGGAGACUCCGGGACCUUAGGCAGAGACUGCACAUGACACAUGGUCCCCAUCUCUGAGGCCGGCGUGGUUGGCUGUGUAGCUUCCUCUAUGGGGCUGCCCGGCUCCCCCCACACGACCUCACUGCUGGUCCCGGGCAGGGGCAGCUCUCCCAGAGGGCUGACAGCCCCGGGGGAUGUCGGUGGCUGCCUGGCAGCCUGUGGGAAGCAGGAAUCCAGCCUGUGGGACCCGCCUUGGAGCAGUGUGACUUGCAGGUUAUCUCCCCAGCAGAUGCCUCCCUGCAUGGUGCUGGAGGAGAGAUCUGGUCCUCACAGGGGUGGUGAGAGCCAGAGGAAGUGAGCAUGCUGGCUGGGCUGCGAGGUGGGGAAAGGAGGCCGGGUCACAGGACAGCGUGGCCCAAGGGACAGGUCAGCCUAAUGACCCCUCCAUCCUGGAGCCGAUGACGGGGAGAGUGGCCUGGCCAGAGUCAGAGCAGCUGGGCGUCCUUAGGGGCAGGCGACCUGGAUCCUUGGUUUACUUGCGCCCCGAGUCAAUCCCAGGUCCUUGGGGAUCUGAACAUGAACAGUAAAGCUGUAACUCAGUGGGAACAGCAGUGUCCUCUCCAGGACCCGAGUCUGGUCAGAAGGUCAAGGCCGGCAAGCUUGACUCGAACAGGAUUCCCAGCAGCCACCAGUGGCCCCCGGGACAGGAAGGAGAGGCGGGCAGGUGGAGGUGUGAGUGUGGGUGCCCCAUAGCCGGUGCUCCUGGGCCACAAAUCAGCAGGAGACGGGGAGACUAAAUAGGGGAGAAUGCUCAGAUGACCGGCGGGCACGGGGCGGUGAUGGCAGGCAGGAGGGGGGCCCUGGUGUGACAUCCCUGCACCCUGCUAGCACCGAGAUCACCGAACGUGACCACGCGCUUCCCUGAGUGGCUGCCACUCCUGCACCUUGGCCGGAGCUGAUGGGAACCCUUGGUUUGAGCCAAACCUGGGCACCAGCGGCAGCCACUCUGUGACUAAGUCAUCCCCGGGCUGCAUGUCCAGUGGAGACUCCCGCUCCGUGCUCUGCACUCAGCCACACCUUUCCCAGCCUGCAACCCCUUUCCUGCCAGGAGCCUUAGACCCAGGCCCCCCGCUGUGCUAGGCCUUGUCCCCCAUCCGAGAGGGUGGCGGUGGUGCACACGGAACAGCACAGCUGCUGGCAGGUGCGGCCUGGCCCGUCCUGCAGUGCCAAAGCAGCUUCCAGAGCAGCCUGGUUACUCCUUGCCGCUUCCGGACUGGGCAGGAAGUGGGGAGAGGCUCUGCAUGGGCGGAGUCUCCCAGGUCACUGUGGGGGGACAGCAGGGCGGGAGGGAGCGAGCCUAGCACUGCCUCCCUCCUGACCCCACGUGAUGGGCGCAGCCUGCCACCCCGCCAUGACCGUGUUUGCACCUGGUGCUGCUGCCACCAGUUCUCCCCAGGUAGAGGCGGAGCGUGCAGGUGGCUGCCCAAGUCCUUGGUGCAGUGACUUUCUAGACACUUGCAGCCCACUCAUCCCUGGUGGUGGCCCUGGCUCCGAGGCACAGGACCCUCGUGUGGCGCAAAGAGGGAGGACAAAGCCUGCGCUGGGCAGGCAGCUCCCGUGGGCUUGGGGUGCUGGCUGCUGUGUCCUGACUGUCGCCUCCCCGCAGGCGCUCAGUCCCUUCCAGUCCCAGGCCUUUCUCCCCUGACGUUGGGACCAGCGGGGGUGAAGGUGGCGCCGGUGACCCAUGUGCCAGCCCUUGCCUGUGUGCCCAAGAAGCCUGGCUGGACGCUUCCUGCCUUGGCCUGUGUGAGGCGGGUGCCUGCUUUCAGAGAGGAAGCUGUGGGGAGCCCUGCACCGGGCAGUGGGCACAGUGACAGAAUGAGGAGCCCCCUCCCAGGCUCCCUGCACUCCCCCCAGCCUGUGCCAGGACCCCAGGGUGAGCCUGCGAGGCCAGGCCCCAGGCUGGUGCCCGGCACAUCCCCGGGGCAGGCAGCCGCGUCAGCACCAGGCCCAGGGCCAGGACUCGGGCGGAGAGGGGGAGCAGUGUUCCCUGCACAGCCAGAAGGAGAAAGUGACUUCCAAGAACAGAGCUGCAAGUCUUCUGCCGGGAAGGGAGGUCGGCCCACUCAGCGCACACGGGGUUAGGGUUCCUGUGUCUGCGCAGCGCGGCCUGUGCCCACCCUGUCCCCAGCUGGGCUCUGGGAGUAGAGUUCCCGGUCCGCGGCCACACAGCUCUGUGUAUGGUAUCCCCUGAGAGGAGCUGUGCAUUCAGGGCAGCAGGGAGAGGCCAGAGGGUGCCCCGGGCCUCAGGGCUGGCACAGCGGACCUGGUCCCUGGUGCCAUUGUGAGUAGUGUCCUGCAGCUGGCCUUUCCCAACCCCGCAGCUCUGGCCCAGGCUGCACCACACCUCUCGGCCAUGCAGACAGGAGACUGCAGGUGCUUGGGCCACUACAGACCCAGGGCCUCCUCCCAGGUCUUCCCAGGUGCAGGGUGGGCCCCUCUGUCCCAGCUUCCCCAUCAGGAACAGGCCUGGCCAUUGUCCCGGAGGCCUGCAGCCCCGGCUCCCCUGCUGGCCAGGCCCCUUCCGGCUGUCAUGGUGCUGCUGGGCACUGUGGCCACUUCUCAAAGGAGCACGCAUUUGUCCGUGUGUGCAGCACAUCUGUGCAUGCUCACGCAUGUGCCCGGCCCAGGGCAAGUGUGAGACGCUGGCUGUGAGGAGCACACGCGAGCCACUUGCCCCAAGGUGACCUGGUAGCCUGUGAUCUCCUGUCACCCUCCCUCUCUGCGUGUCUGCCCAGCAUGGCCUCUCACUUUGUGUGUGACCCCAGGAGGUCCUUUUGGGGGACUCAGUCUCCCCAUCUGUGAAAUGAGAUCACUCGGCUCUGGUUAGAGAAGGUGCCCCAGCUCCUGCUGGGAGCUCACUCUAGGGACAGAGGGAUGUGCUGGGGACAGAGUGGGCUGGGCCAGCUCCCAGGAGACAGGCUGGGGGGGAGACGGGCGACACUACCUGAAGUGGACUCCUGGAAAGCUCCUUAACGGGAACAGCGCGUGCUCACCCCUUUCACCACCUCCUUUCCCCCCUUACCUGGAACACAAAUGUGGUUGAGCUUCAGCAGCCAGAUUGUGACCAGUAGUGUUCACACCAGCCCUGGACGACACCUCUCGACAUCUGCCUGGGAGAGUAAAGCACUGGUGUGCGUCAGGUACAGUGUCUGGUUUCCGUGUGCACUGCUAUCCCUGACUGGGAACCCAGGCAGGGUGAUGGUGCCGUGGAGGGGAAGAGAGGAGGUGGUUGGGGUCAGGGAUGAGGCGAGGUGGCUUCUGGUGAGCCUGUCGCCUGUGCUCCAGGUGUCUCUGCUACUAGGGGACUGGGCCAAUGACACCUGGCAACAGGGACCGGAAGUGGCCCAGGACAGGCGAGGAAGGCGGGAGCAUGCACCUCCAUUGGAGUCCCUGGAGAGCCGGGAUGGGCUCAGUGGGGAGGGGCGGUGACCAUGGCCCUGCCUCCGAGGGCGCAGAGGUUCUGCAGCCAGAAACCUCCCAGCAGGACGGAGGAGCCCUGUGGUUUCCUUAGCGAAUUCUGCCAAAAACCUGAGAAAGAGCAGCAUGGAUGCUUCCGGCUGCCCCCCACCCCCGGGAAGAGUGCGUCUCGGGCUUUCUGAGGCCAGCAGCCACACUCGCACUGGGCAGAUGCCCAGAGAACCACGGGAGCAUCCGCGUCAGCCCAGCUGGGAAAUCUCAAGCACAGGUUUCUCAGGUUGCUACCAGUAAAAAGUAAACCUGAUAAUGUUUCUUCCUUUUUAGUAGUGGGGCUUGAACUCAGGACCUUGGGCUUUCUACUGAGCUACGUCCCUGGUGUAAAUCUAAUGAUAUGAUCACAGCAGAUUCAUCAGGAGUGCAAGAUGGGUUGAACAUUUAAAAAUUGAAGUGAGUUAACCACAUUUGUAAGCUAAAAAUGAGAAAACCACACAUCUCAAUAGAUGUGAACAGGCUUUGAUGAAAUCCAACAUCUUUUUCUUUUUUUCUUUUUGGGGGAGUUUCUUUACCAGAGGGAUUCAUUAUGUAGCCUAG